Molecule: messenger RNA, 1907 nt
Organism: Eucalyptus grandis
Lineage: Eukaryota; Viridiplantae; Streptophyta; Magnoliopsida; Myrtales; Myrtaceae
Product: protein SHI RELATED SEQUENCE 3
Exons: 2
Coding region: 950-1612 (220 amino acids)
Biological process (GO): positive regulation of DNA-templated transcription
Cellular component (GO): nucleus
Molecular function (GO): DNA binding; DNA-binding transcription factor activity
Source: RefSeq, a predicted model, not a curated record
UCGACGUCCGAAAGAAAUAAGGGAGAAGGAACGCGGGUCUUUCGGCACAAGGACGAAUAAAGAAAAGCUUGUCAGAACGCAUUUCCAGGCUUCGCUGUAAAAUUUCCGCUGCGUGAGGGCUUUGAAGUGAAAUACUGACCUUAUUUCCUCCUUUUCUUCUCUCUCUCUCUCCAUCUUUUUUUCUUCUUUUCAAGCCGUUCGGCUUCUCUACUACAGCUCUACUAUCACUACAUAACCUCUAAAUUCUCAAAUUCUGUCAUAAACAAGCUGAUUUGCCCAUCGAUGCAAUUUGCCCUAAGCUAUCGCCAAGCUUGGUGGGGUCGCGGAGUUGAUGAAUAAACGCAAGAGGAGUGCGAAUUACCGUUAUGAAAUCCAUGUUGGAUUCUGGGCAGCGUUCUUUCGCCUGAGAGGAGCACCUUAAUUGUUAUGCAAGAUGGCGAUCAGACUCUCCAACGAAAUGCUGCUAUGAUCCCCAGCAUGAUCGGAAUAGAAAAAGAUCUCCGCUUGUCUCAGGUGCCUCACGAUCCUCUGGGAGAAGAAAAAACAAAAGAAAGAAAAAGCUGGGAGAGAAGAGAGAGGAGAACCUUUCUUUGAGGAAAGAAAAAUUAAUAUAGCACCGCCCCAAUAAUGGAGUUUACCAUAACAAGCAGAUCAUCCCCCUUAAAGCCUUGGCCUUUUAAAAGCUAGCUUUGUAUCCUUAACACACACCUCAUCACUCUCUUAUCAUAUAUACUUUCUUCCCCUUGUACUCGGCUUUCGUUUUCGUUUUUCUGGUACCCGACUCAGGGAAUCUUGAUUCUUCUCCAUCCGCAACAACCGCGAUCUGAACCCAAGAAGAGCAGGAACAAGAACACAUCAAGAGAGUUUUGUGUAUGGUGGUUCUACUCUAGUAUCUUCUUCCUCUUUCUAAUUAUAUAUCGCACUUGAUCUCGUUUCUGGGUGGGAGAAGAUGAUGAUGAUGAGAGGGCAAUCUGGGAUGAGCACGAGCUCAUCAAGGUGUCAAGACUGUGGGAACCAAGCCAAGAGGGACUGUGAGUACAGGAGGUGCAGGACUUGCUGCAAAAGCAAAGGCUUUCACUGCCAAACUCACGUCAAAAGCACUUGGGUUCCUGCCUAUAGGAGACACCAGAGACAUCAACAGGAACAGCAACAUCAACAUCUCCUAAACAGCGUUCCUGUUCACCAACAGCGCUCAAUCCAACCCCAAAACCCUAAAAGGCACAGAGACACUUCCACAUUUCCAGGGUUGGGCACUGAAGGGAAUCUUCCUGCAGAAGUGAGCUCAACAGCUACAUUCCGGUGCGUUCGGGUGAGCAUUGAAGACGAUGAUGCAGCUGAGCAUUAUGCGUAUCAGACAUCCGUGAACAUCGGAGGGCAUGCUUUCAAAGGCAUUCUCUAUGAUCAAGGUCCCGACACCUGCUAUGGCACCGCUGCUGGCGAGAGCUCUUCAGGUGAUCCCACCGCCUUACCUAGUAAUAAUGAUGAUAAUAAUCCCGCCAUAUGCACUUUGGCUUCGGCUUCAGCUCCGGAGGAAUCGAUCUAUCCUUGCUCAUAUCCGUUUCCUCUAAGUGCUUCCAUCUCCGGGACGCACUACAUUUUCCCGAAAUCAUAGCACUCGUGCAGUCAAAUUCUCUGAAAGGAAGAGCGGACUUAGAAGGAACAGCCGUGAUCAAUGCGCUCACGGUUGGAUGAUUUUCAUUGGAGAAUCUUUAAAGGAGGUCAGUAGAACAUCCCUUGAUGUCACUCGUGUGCAUCCUCGUUGCAGACAGGGCGUAAUUUGUAAAUCUUUUUCGUGUGCUAACCUCUUUCGAAAGAAAAAUCUCUACUUCUCUUUGAUCAAUUCAUUUGUUGUUCUGAUACACAUGUAUUUAUUUAGAUGCGGCGCAGGUUUUGGAUAAGUUCCACAA